This is a messenger RNA of Hippocampus zosterae (dwarf seahorse), 1952 nucleotides long. Its product is annotated as ubiquitin-conjugating enzyme E2 E2. The record is from RefSeq and is a predicted model, not a curated record. Gene Ontology annotation, molecular function: ubiquitin conjugating enzyme activity. Gene Ontology annotation, cellular component: nucleus. The coding region runs from base 167 to 775 and encodes 202 amino acids. Lineage: Eukaryota; Metazoa; Chordata; Actinopteri; Syngnathiformes; Syngnathidae. Gene Ontology annotation, biological process: protein polyubiquitination. The transcript has 6 exons.
GUUUCUCGCUGCCUCCACCACGCGAGUUCAAAGAGCAAAAGGACGUCCGGGAGCGAGUGAAAAGGCGGCCGUGUUCUUGAGGAUCCCCGUCUCUUCUAUUUUUUAGGGGGAUUAAAAAUCACGCCGAAUCGCAGCGUUGACGGCCGAGCGCCAUCAGGGCCCCACAAUGUCCAGUGAAGUGCAGAGACCGGACGACAGCCCCAGCACCAGCGGUGGCAGCUCGGACAUCGAGCAGCGCGAGUCGUCUGUACCGACCGAACAGGAGCGCGAGCAAGCGCAGCCCAAAAAGAAGGAGACAAAGAUCUCCAGUAAAACCGCUGCUAAACUGUCGACGAGUGCCAAGAGGAUUCAGAAGGAGCUGGCUGAAAUUACAUUAGACCCUCCUCCAAACUGCAGCGCUGGCCCCAAAGGAGACAACAUCUACGAGUGGAGGUCCACCAUCUUGGGACCGCCAGGCUCCGUCUAUGAGGGAGGAGUCUUCUUCCUGGACAUCGCCUUCACGCCAGACUACCCCUUCAAACCCCCAAAGGUGACUUUCCGCACUCGGAUCUACCACUGCAACAUCAACAGUCAAGGCGUGAUCUGUUUGGACAUCCUGAAGGAUAAUUGGAGCCCCGCCCUCACCAUCUCCAAGGUGCUGCUGUCCAUCUGCUCCCUGCUCACAGACUGUAACCCAGCCGACCCCCUGGUGGGAAGCAUCGCCACACAGUACCUGACCAACAGAACCGAGCAUGACAGGAUAGCCAAGCAGUGGACCAAGAGAUAUGCCACAUAGACAUGCACACACACACGCGCACACACACACACACACACACACACACAUUUGAGCCGCGCUCUUCCGCCUCCUCCUCCUCCUCCUCCUUCCUCCUCACUCUACCACUCUACCUCUUUCUCCCCUCGGUCCGUCAAAGCACACUCACUAAGUGCAUCGCUGUACCCGACCCUCCUCCUCUUCUUCCUCCUCCCCAAACAUUUUAUGUGUUUGAAAAAUUAAAAACACACACACAAAAAAAGAAUAUUAAACACACAAAUCCUCCUUUGUGUUUCUUGUUGACUUGAAAGCUUCUUUUUUAUACAAAGAGUAGUAGAUUGGAGGAUUUUUAUUUUCCAAUAUGUGACUGUUGGAACUUGGAAGUAUUGCAUUGCAAAUACAAGACACAAACAUGCCAUUAUAAGCAGGGGUGCACAGAAGCGGUGGCCAGUUACAGAUGCGCACCGAAAAUGUUACUGUUAUGGUUGCUGCGCGUUGGUGUAGCCAGUAUUUUGCAUGUUUUUGUUUUUAUUUUGGGGGAGGAGGGGGGGAGAAGGACUCAUAGCAUUGUGUUGUUUGCAAAUGAUUCGUUCAACGGAACAACUCUUUUGGACUGAUGCGUUCCUUUCUGUGUUCAGUUAAGUUCAGCCGCAGGGCGGCAACACAGGCUGAACCAUGCGGGGGGGGUUGCUUUGUGGGCAGCGUGGUCUCACUGGGCUAUUACGGUCUGUUAAAAUAUUUUUAUGUUAAACCAGUUUGGGAUGCAAAAUAGAUUGGGGACUAUCUUGAAUGACACCUUGUGUCAGACCCCUCAUGGAUUUCCUUUUCAUUUACCCUCUCUGACGCUUACAUUUUUUUUUAAUAACACACAAACUUUACUGUUAGAAAAUAUGGGUAAAACAAUCACACCAACGGCAAAAAUGACAAUUGACUGAUCUGAAAAGGUAGCCAGCAGCAGCUGCUAUCUCGCCCAACCAGUGUGAGCAAACUUACCUUCAAAAUUGCAGCGGUACGAAGAGCCAAGAAACUUGAAAUAAAUAUUAAUCCACAGUGACGGGAAGAGUGAUUUCAAUUCUGUAUUGCCUCUCCGCCAGCCAUGCCAACUUGUGCCAUCACACAUUUCGCACAUGCCAGAAAGCGCCAGGGACUGUAAGUUUUAUGUUUAUCCUGUUAAAUCUGUGGGUGGGUUAAAAAAAAGAAA